Molecule: messenger RNA, 323 nt
Organism: Prorocentrum cordatum
Lineage: Eukaryota; Dinophyceae; Prorocentrales; Prorocentraceae
Source: the annotation of a GenBank genome assembly
GAACCGUGCGCGGCUUCGAGGACGAGUUGCGCGCCGCAGGGGCGGUCGUGGACAUCGAGCGCCGGAUUCCCGAGCUGUAUCAGAUCAGGCCCGACGGGUCAAUAUGCCAGGCGAAACGCUACGGCGACGCUGUCCACAGCGUGGCGGUCGAGGCUGGCGGGCGCGUCAGCGAGGAUGCGGCGACGGUCAUCGUCGAGUUCGCUGCCGCGUCGCGGCUGCACGGCCGCCCCUUGCAGAGCGGCCGCCGGGACACGACGGCGUGCGCGUUCGGGGAGCGCAUCAGCACGAUAGUCAUGCUGGGAUGCGCCCGCGCGACGCUGGCG